AUGUCCAUUUCAAGCGCUCUCACUCUCACCCCAGCCGAAGUGGCUGUUGCUCUGGUCGAGCAAGCUGUAGCCAAGCACAACACCCGGUUGGACAAGACCUUCUUCAAGGCGGUCCUUGCGGGUGUUAUGUUGUCCUUCGGCGGCCUCCUUGAUCUUAUUAUUAGUGGUGGCUCUCCAGGUCUGACAGCUUCGAAUCCAGGAAUUGUCAAGGUCCUUGGCGGUCUCGUAUUCCCUGUCGGACUCGUUAUGAUUGUGCUCCAGGGUUUUGACCUACUCACCAGUAAUCUUAUGAUCUUCCCCAUGGCUGCAUUGAAGAGAGCGAUUCCCUGGUGGGGCGUUCCCCUCAACUGGAUUGUUGUCUUUUUCGGAAAUCUCGUUGGCAGUCUGUUCUUUGCAGCAAUCCUUUCGAAAUACGAUGGGCUAAUGGUGAAUGAUCCCUAUGCCUCAUACGUAAAGUCAUUCGCUAUUACGAAAGCCAUCACACCUGCCUGGUAUCAGAUUCUCCUUCGCGGCAUUGGUUGUAACUGGCUUGUUUGCAUAGCCGUUUGGCAAGGAAUGGGGGCCAAAGAAACUUUGUCGAAAAUCAUAGCUAUCUGGUUCCCCGUCUGGGUCUUCGUGUCUUGCGGCUUCGACCAUGUUAUCGCAAAUAUGUUUUCACUCCCGUUGAGCAUUAUGCUUCACUCUGAGCUUACGACCGACCUGUACAUUCGCAAGUCGCUAAUUGCGUCUUUGAUUGGUAACAUUAUUGGAGGUCUCUUCGUGGGCCUACCAGCUGUGUAUUUCUAUCUUGACGACUGGCAUGCCGGUGGCAUGCGUGAUGCAGAGGAGGCCCAGAUAGAGCGCAAAUACUCGGGGCCUAGUGACUCAGAAAAGUCCGCAUAG
Suillus plorans is the source of this 882-nucleotide messenger RNA. Its product is annotated as putative formate/nitrite transporter. Gene Ontology annotation, molecular function: high-affinity secondary active nitrite transmembrane transporter activity. The transcript is spliced from 12 exons. Gene Ontology annotation, cellular component: membrane. The record is from RefSeq and is a predicted model, not a curated record. Lineage: Eukaryota; Fungi; Basidiomycota; Agaricomycetes; Boletales; Suillaceae. Gene Ontology annotation, biological process: nitrite transport; transmembrane transport. The coding region runs from base 1 to 882 and encodes 293 amino acids.